Protopolystoma xenopodis is the source of this 363-nucleotide messenger RNA. The record is from the annotation of a GenBank genome assembly. NCBI's taxonomy places the organism in Eukaryota, Metazoa, Platyhelminthes, Monogenea, Polystomatidea, Polystomatidae.
GGUCCAAGCCAUGACUCACCUCUUCGAGAAGGCAACCAUUCGCGUUCGUCUCCUGAGGCAACGGUCUCCGAGGCAACAGCGCCAGAUUACUCCUUCGGCUCCUCCCAGACGGCGGCGGCCGAAAGCGUCGUCAAUCUGUCCUCGAACUCCUCCUCAACAGCCGGCAAGUCGUCGGUCGACUUGCAGUUGCCGCCGACACAAACGCAUCUUCUGUCGCCACCCUUUUUGGCCGGCGGAACUGUGACUCGCAUGAGCUCGCUUCGCGCAAUGACGCUGGCACUCGUCCUGUCAGCGGGGUUGCUGGCGCUCGUGGCCCUCAUCAUCACCCUCGGCAUCAGCCUCAUCUGCCUGAGACGAAAGUGA